This is a messenger RNA of Drosophila guanche, 1327 nucleotides long. RefSeq names its product synaptic vesicle glycoprotein 2C-like. The transcript is spliced from 9 exons. Gene Ontology annotation, cellular component: membrane. Gene Ontology annotation, molecular function: transmembrane transporter activity. The record is from RefSeq and is a predicted model, not a curated record. Lineage: Eukaryota; Metazoa; Arthropoda; Insecta; Diptera; Drosophilidae. Gene Ontology annotation, biological process: transmembrane transport. Bases 2 to 1255 code for a protein of 417 amino acids.
GAUGAGCCUGGACUUCUUGGAAGAUUUUGCAAGUGACUAUGAAAACGCAUUACUUCAAACUGGAUUUGGAUAUUUUCAAUUGCUUUUGCUGACAAUAUGUGGUUUAAUUUACAUGAACACGGCAAUUGGUGUGACAAUUAUAUCUUUCGUUUUGCCAUCUGCUACCUGCGAUUAUGCCAUGACAUCCACAGACAAAGGCUGGCUAUCUGCUUCACCUAUGCUAGGAAUGUUAAUUGGAUCAUAUUUUUGGGGAUGCCUCGCGGAUACAAAAGGUCGACGUGUGGUUUUAAUCACAACUUUAUUGGCAGAUGGUAUAAUCGGAGUAUUAUCUUCAAUUGCACCAAUGUAUUUCAUUUUUAUGUUAUUACGAUUAAUAAAUGGAUUCAAUGUUGCAGGAACGAUGUGUAUAAUAUUCCCAUAUUUGGGGGAGUUUCAAACUACGCAGCGUAGAGAAAAAAUAUUAUGUUGGAUGGAACUUUACUGGACUUUUGGAAUAAUAUUGCUGCCGGGAAUUGCGUGGUGUUUAAUUCCAUUGAAAAUCAAUAUUGGAUCUGGAAUAUUUUUUUUUCAUAGUUGGAAUCUUUUUGUUGCGCUGUGUGCCGUUCCCAGUAUUUUAUUAGGUCUUUGGCUAUUUGCGUUACCUGAAAGUCCCAAAUUUCUUUUGGAGCAUGGAGAGUCGGAAAAAGCCCUAGAAGUUCUAGCCCAUAUUUAUGUAAAGAAUACUGGACAAAGCCGCAGCAACUAUCCCUGCACUACUCUGAGGGAGUCAAUUCGUCCACUUCAGAGAGAUGGAGAGGCGAAUAUUGAUAAUUACCGAUUAGAAAAUAAUAGUUCUAGUGAACUCAAAAGAUUAUUUCUGGAAAUUUGGUACCAAACGAAAACUCUAUACAAGCAUCCUUACUUGAAGAACUCCCUUAUAACUUGUGCUAUUCAAUUCUGCCUAACUACGAGCUAUUAUACAUUGAUGGUUUGGUUCCCAGAAAUAUUUCAAAGAUACGAUGAUUUUGAGAAAACCCAUCCUGGAACACCUGCAUCAGUUUGUGAUAUUUCAUCGAUCGUUACUUCAAAUACGGUAAUGGCCGCGGCCAUGUCCAUGACUUUUGGACGUGGAGGAGCCUUAUUGGGUAACCUUAUAUUCGGAUUUCUCAUUGAUCUAAACUGCAUAAUACCAAUAGUUCUUUUUUCGGGUAUGCUGUUCACAAGUGCCUUUUUGUGCUGGCUUUUACCAACAACUGGAGGAGAUGAUUUAGACUAAGCCUUUCAUAUUUUCAACUGUUUAUUGAUUUAACAUAUUUACUUAUAAUAUUAAUGAUACAAAUAUAAAUGA